AUGUCUGCUGAAGUUGCAAGCAACACCGCCGCUGAGGCUCAGGCCGAUGCUCCCGCUCAAAACGGUACCACCCUCAACACCAACGUUCCGAACGAGGGCGCCGGUGAGAGCGGUGAACAGACUCCUCAAUCUGCCGCUCCCAACGCCAGCCACUCCGCCUCUCUCUAUGUCGGCGAGCUCGACACUUCCGUCACUGAGGCUAUGCUCUUCGAACUCUUCUCUUCUAUCGGCCAGGUCGCCUCCAUCCGCGUCUGCCGUGACGCUGUCACCCGUCGUUCCCUCGGAUAUGCCUACGUUAACUACAACAACACCGCCGACGGCGAGCGCGCUCUCGAUGACCUGAACUACACCAGCAUCAAGGGCAAGCCAUGCCGCAUCAUGUGGUCGCAGCGUGACCCUGCUCUGCGCAAGACUGGCCAAGGCAAUGUCUUCAUCAAGAACCUCGACGCUGCCAUUGAUAACAAGGCUUUGCACGAUACUUUUUCCCAGUUCGGCAAUAUUCUUAGUUGCAAGGUUGCUCAAGAUGAGUUGGGCAACUCCAAGGGCUAUGGCUUCGUCCACUACGAGACCGCCGAGGCCGCCAACAAUGCUAUCAAAUCCGUCAAUGGAAUGUUGCUCAACGACAAGAAGGUCUUUGUCGGCCAUCACAUCCCCAAGCGCGACCGCAUGUCCAAGUUUGAGGAGAUGAAGGCCAAUUUCACCAACGUCUACAUCAAGAACAUCGACGAGUCCGUGUCAGAUGACGAUUUCACCAAGCUCUUUGAGCAAUACGGCGAUGUCAUCUCUGCCACUAUUACUCGCGAUGAGACUGGCAAGAGCCGUGGCUUCGGGUUUGUUAACUACACCACCCAUGAGUCCGCUUCCAAGGCCGUGGACGAGCUCAACGACAAGGACUUCCACGGCAAGAACCUGUACGUUGGCCGUGCCCAGAAGAAGCACGAACGCGAGGAAGAGCUGCGCAAGCAGUACGAGCAGCAGCGCAUGGAGAAGGCCUCCAAAUAUCAGGGAGUCAAUCUCUACAUCAAGAAUCUGACCGACGAUGUUGAUGACGAGAAGCUGCGUGACCUUUUCAGCGCCUAUGGCACCAUCACUUCUGCUAAGGUCAUGCGUGACGCGACCGAUACUGCCGUCUCUGACGACGAAGAAAAGGACAAGGAGAACAAGCACGAAGAGGCCGAGAAGCCUGCCGACGAUGCUAAGAAAGACGAGGAGAAGGAGGAUGGAGACGAUAAAGAAGACGACAAAGAAGACGUCAAGGAGAUUAAGAAGGAUGGCAAGACUCUUCAGCGCCACUUCGGUAAGAGCAAGGGCUUCGGCUUCGUCUGCUUUAGCAACCCGGAUGAAGCCUCCAAGGCCGUGUCCGAGAUGAACCAGAAGAUGGUCAACGGCAAGCCCCUCUAUGUUGCCCUUGCCCAGCGCAAAGAUGUCCGCAAGAACCAGCUUGAGGCUAGCAUCCAGGCUCGCAACACUCUGCGCCAGCAGCAGCAGGCUGCCGCUGCCGGCAUGCCUCAAGGAUACAUGCAACCUCCUGUCUUCUACGGUCCCGGCCAGCAAUUCAUGCCUGGCCCGGGUGCUCAGCGUGGUGGUUUGCCGUUCGCUGCCCAGCCUGGUAUGAUGAUGCCUGGCAUGCAGGGAGGCCGUGGUCAGUUCCCUGGUCAGUUCCCUCAACAGGGCCGUGGCAUGCCCCAAGGUCAGCAAAUGCCUCCUCAAUUCGGCAUUCCUGGCCAGAUGCCAUUCCUGCAGAACCCUGCUCUUGCCGCCAACGGCAUGUACAACCCUCAAGCGCUCGCUCAGAUGGCGCAGAUGCAGCAACAACAGCAGCAGCAGGGCGGUCGUGGCCAGGCUGGUCGUGGUCAAAUGGGCAUGCAGGGCAUGACUCCUGGCAUGCAAGGUAUGCAAAACCCCCGUGGCGGUCAGCAGAACUUCCCUCAGGGUGGCCGUGGUGGCAUGCAGGGCAUGCCUCCUAUGGGCGGUCGCCCUGCUCCUCAAGGUCGUGGCCAAUCCAACCGUGAGGACAUUGGCGGCACAAGCACACUCUCUGGUCUUGGUUCCAUGCCUCCUCAACAGCAGAAGCAGAUGCUUGGUGAGGCCAUCUACCCCAAAAUUCAGGCGAUUCAGCCCGAGCUUGCCGGCAAGAUCACCGGUAUGCUCCUUGAGAUGGACAACUCCGAGCUCGUGUCUCUUGUUGAUGAUGAUGCUGCUCUUCGCAACAAAGUCGAUGAGGCGCUGGCGGUGUAUGAUGACUACAUGAAGUCUCGCAGCAAGGACGGCGCCAACGGCACCGCCGAGGGCGAGUCUGGCGGAGAGGCUAACGCUGCCUAA
This is a messenger RNA of Cyphellophora europaea CBS 101466, 2322 nucleotides long. RefSeq lists its product as uncharacterized. NCBI's taxonomy places the organism in Eukaryota, Fungi, Ascomycota, Eurotiomycetes, Chaetothyriales, Cyphellophoraceae. The coding region runs from base 1 to 2322 and encodes 773 amino acids. Gene Ontology annotation, cellular component: ribonucleoprotein complex. The record is from RefSeq and is a predicted model, not a curated record. Gene Ontology annotation, molecular function: RNA binding. The transcript is spliced from 2 exons.